AUAAAACAGGAGCGCUCGGUUUGGGGCUCGGUGUCCGCGUUACAUAACCAUACUGCAGGUCCACGGCGGCGCUCAGUGCAGGCUCACCUCCGCUCAUCGGUUUACCUCUUCACAAUGGCAGCUCCGAAGAAAGUCUGCAUCGUUGGCUCUGGAAACUGGGGUUCUGCCAUCGCCAAGAUCGUGGGUGCCAAUGCUGCUCACAAUUCAAAGUUUGAUACCACUGUGAACAUGUGGGUGUUUGAGGAGAUGGUGAACGGGCGCAAACUGACUGAAAUAAUCAACACCGACCAUGAAAAUGUGAAGUACCUGCCUGGACACAAGCUACCAGCUAACGUGCUGGCCGUCCCAGACCUGGUGGAGGCGUCCAAGGAUGCAGACAUCCUGGUGUUUGUUAUCCCGCACCAGUUUGUUGGGAAAGUGUGUGACACCAUUAAGGGCAAGAUAAAGAGUGAUGCAUUGGGAAUAUCCCUCAUCAAGGGUGUAGACGAGGGUCCUGAUGGACUUAAACUCAUCUCAGACGUGAUCCAGGAGAAGCUCGGUAUCUGCAUGAGCGUGCUGAUGGGUGCCAACAUUGCCAAUGAGGUUGCUGAUGAGAAGUUUUGUGAGACCACCAUUGGGUGUAAGAAUAAAAACCACGGCUCUCUCCUGAAGGAACUCAUGCAGACCAAUAACUUCAGAGUUACUGUAGUAGAGGAGUCUGAUGUGGUGGAAAUCUGUGGAGCCCUUAAGAACAUUGUUGCAGUUGGGGCAGGUUUCUGUGACGGUCUUGGCUUCGGGGACAACACGAAGGCAGCCGUGAUCAGGUUGGGCCUGAUGGAGAUGAUAGCCUUUGCCCGUAUUUUCUGCACUCCCGGGCACGUGUCCUCUGCUACCUUCCUGGAGAGCUGCGGUGUGGCUGACCUCAUCACGACCUGCUACGGUGGCCGCAACCGCAAAGUAGCCGAAGCUUUUGUGAAGACGGGGAAGUCCAUUGAGGAUCUGGAGAAAGAGAUGCUGAACGGUCAGAAGCUGCAGGGACCAGCGACAGCAGCCGAGGUUUAUCUCAUCCUCAAGCACAAAAACCUAAUCGACAAGUUCCCACUGUUCAACGCAGUGUAUCAGAUCUGCUAUCAGGGCCAUCCGGUCACAGAGUUCAUCAGCUGUUUGCAGAAUCACCCUGAGCACAUGUAAAAACAACAAACUGACCAAGUGCCUUAUAAAUGAAGAACAUUUAUCACGUCUCACCUGUUACCCGGUUUGACCAGUCACUCCACAGCUGUCGCGCAGCCGGUGAGUGAAGAAGUUGCGUAACAUUUGUGUUCUAGUUCAACCACUUUAUCCUUAACGUUCUGUUUCUGGUACUUGUUGGGGGGCGGUUCUUUCCUCAUGUGAUAUUCGGAUAGCUCUUUUUGCCUGAGAGUUUUCUUUUCUUUCUGAGCCAGAUCAAAUCAGAAUGCAUGGUGUCACUUUCUACAGCAGCUGCUAACAGGCAAAUUCCACUGGGCAACGCACCCGUAAAAGUCAAUUUUUAUUUUAUUUUUUUUAAACCCCCCGGAAGUGCCAGUGUCUGUUUCACCACUGAGAGUAUGUAGAAUAGACGGCAUAUGUGUGACAUCAACCACAGGUAGGAGCCAGAAGGAGCUCAGAGUGUGGUAGAUCUAUCCGCCCCCAUCUUGGUACUCCUGCUUCUUCCAUUUUCUGGCUAAUCUAAAAAAUGAGCAAAGACGUGGAUCAUCAGUUGACCUGAAGUCAACGCCUGGGUGCUUAAAUAAGCCACCUGUAACGGCACCUACCUGUUGAUCAAAGCAACCAUGAUCUUAAUUAUGUAUAACCUUUAAGCCUUAAAAUAAUUUCAACAGACGAGUUUAAUAAAAUUCAUCCUCAGUACAGCUGUCAGUCAGAAGUCAGACACAGAAAGGGCAUAAAGAAACAUGUUAAUUUUCAAAAUAAAACACCCUGUGCAAACUUACAAACAGCGAAAAAAGAAACAAUUUAAUUUCAUAGUAUAUUUACAUUUUUUGAAGCAUAUAAAGCAGAAAAAUUACCACAUCUGAGCAAGUUAACAAAGUCUGGUGGACUGGUGGGGUUUGAAGCCACAUGGAUAAUGGACCAAAACAACGUUGUGGCCACAACAUGACGGAGACAUGCCCGGUGGAGUUGAUCAUAAUUCGAUAUCAAUUUCAGAAACAUUUCAGUUCCUAACAUGUUUGUACAACGUUUACACGACACUACAUCAUGCAUUCGGAUUUUGGCAGGGCCAACCACUCAGGGCAAAGACCUACUGACAGCCUUCUGUAGAGGGAAGUAUAGUUAUAUUGCCGUCCAGUGAAUGCCUGUCUAUCACAAGUUGUUUAAUUAUAGAUGUAAUACCUCACUUUCGUCAUGUCUUUGUAUGCUCGAAUGUGUCUUAAAUAAUUCACUAUUACAUUUCCUGUCUUGUACUGUAUGUUAACAGACUGUCGAACGCACAGCAACUGUUUUUAAACAUAAAUGCAAGUGCCUUAAAAUGCACGGUUGUCUUGACCAUUAUUAUUAUUUUUUUUUUUUUUGUCAAACCAAAGACUUAACAACAUCCGUCCACUAUGCCAUUUGUUGUUGUGACUCUGCCUGACCCUGUUUUCACUGUUAUGGCUAACGUGUUUUGGAAGUAAUCAACGUUUGUCUGUGAAUAAAUUAAUUCAGUCAUCAAA
This is a messenger RNA of Larimichthys crocea (large yellow croaker), 2669 nucleotides long. RefSeq names its product glycerol-3-phosphate dehydrogenase [NAD(+)], cytoplasmic. Gene Ontology annotation, biological process: glycerol-3-phosphate catabolic process; carbohydrate metabolic process. Lineage: Eukaryota; Metazoa; Chordata; Actinopteri; Sciaenidae. The transcript has 8 exons. The record is from RefSeq and is a predicted model, not a curated record. Gene Ontology annotation, molecular function: protein homodimerization activity; glycerol-3-phosphate dehydrogenase [NAD(P)+] activity; NAD binding. Gene Ontology annotation, cellular component: cytosol. The coding region runs from base 115 to 1170 and encodes 351 amino acids.